Molecule: messenger RNA, 1400 nt
Organism: Balearica regulorum gibbericeps (East African grey crowned-crane)
Lineage: Eukaryota; Metazoa; Chordata; Aves; Gruiformes; Gruidae
Source: RefSeq, a predicted model, not a curated record
AUGAAGCUUACCGGAGACAACUGUAAAAUGAGUCCUGAGCUGGUAGAAAUGCCUUGCAGCAAGAGCUGUGGAGCUCAGUCUGCUCAGCUCUGCAGAGUGUGUCGAGACUUUGCUGUACUGGAAGAUCAUACCUUGGCCCAUAACUUACAGGAGCAAGAGAUUGAGCAUCACUUGGCAACAAAUGUUCAGCGUAAUCGUCUGGUACAACAUGACUUGCAGGUGGCCAAGCAACUGCAAGAGGAGGAGGAUCUGAAAGCACGUGCUCAAAUCCAGAAACACCGAAAAGACUUAGAACGACAGGACUGCGAGAUCGCUCAGGAAAUCCAAGUGAAGCUGGUAUUUGAAGCAGAGCAGCGCCGCAGGCAAGAGGAAAAAGACGAGGACAUUGCUCGUCUCCUACAACAGAAAGAACUGCAGGAAGAAAAGAAGCGCAAGAAGCACUACCCAGAAUCCCACGGACACACAGUCUAUGAAGAUAGCUAUUAUGCAGAAAAUGGAGGCACUAAGCUGAGGGGGACGAAUCAAGCCAUGUAUGAUACACCCCGAAGGGAACAGGAGUUGUCUGAUGCAGAGAUUGCUCGGAAGCUGCAGGAGGAAGAGCUCCUGGCUAACGAGGCAGAUCAAAAGGCAGCUCAAGUAGCCCAAGAUGAGGAAAUUGCCCGACUCUUGAUGGCUGAGGAGAAAAAGGCUUUCAAGAAAGGGAAGGAGAGAGAAAAGUCUUCCUUUGAAAAGAGGAGGCAUGAUCAAGACUGGAAGCAUGAUGCAAGCGAGUCCACACGCUCAAGGUCAAAAGAAGGGCCUGAAACUCAGCGACACAAAGGCGACAGGUCUUCAAGGUCACAGCCUCUCCUUGAUGACUUUGAACACGCUCGAUAUUACACAAGCCAGCCCAGCCCCUUGCGCCAGACCCCCAGACCUGAGCACUCUCCUAAAGGUUCCCGUAGGAAGCAGUAAACUGUGCUAGCCUUUGCUUUGGUACUGACUCUUCUGUAGCAAACAUUACUGGAUUUGCCAGGCAACUUUCUCGAUUCUUUACCCAAUGGGAGGUACACCCUCCACUCCCAGGAUCUCCUCUUUAGGUGUCAUCAUAUUAAUAAGGAACGCUUGUUCGUUUCAGUUUCUUACUCCUGUGCAAUCACUUAAGCAGUGCAGUAUAAUCUAGCCGCCACUGAGCUGUGUGAAUCCACUAGCUGAUUUAACAGCUCGCUCUUAGAUUGUUUUGAGUCUUUCCUCUUUUAUUUUUAAGCUUUGGCUGGGACCUUUGACAAAUAGGCAUGCACAUACAACAGGGAGGAAAAUCCAAGAAAUAAGUUGGAUUAUGGCAAUGCAGCAGAACAUCAGAAGUACAAGUCCUUUCCAUGUUAGGACGACUUAGCAAAGAGAGUUACAAGAGGAAAUGU